AUGGCAACACUUUUUAAUGGGUGGGAAAACUAUAGUGAUGAACCAUAUUAUUUUAUGGGAGUCGAUUCCUCGAUAUUUUAUGAGAAUGCGAAUGUCAUAGGUUCGGCUGGUAUGUGGAUGGCAAUUAAUGCAAAUAGAACUAUAACCAUCGAUUUUAUGUCUAAUCGACCCAUCAAUGGCACUGUUGAUUGGAAGAAAUAUGAAAAUAUUUUAGAUGUUCCCAAUAAUACUAUAAGUCUUCUCUUUGGCGUUUUCUUAGCUGGAGAUGGGCAAAUUUGGGUCAAUCAAUUCGAAUUUAACACAGUCGACGAAAGUCAAGUUCUAACUACUAACUAUAGUGUAUAUUCUACAAAUGCAACAACAUAUCCUGGACAACUCGAUCAUCCAAUUAAUCUCUUUACAUCAUAUCCUGUGACUACUGCUACUGUUGUUAAUGACAAUACCAAUACCAAGGUUACCAAGGACUCCAGAGUGAUUAUUAGUAUCACAAUAGCUAAAUUUGCAAUUGAUAUUCCAGCAAAUUUAUCAGUGGCCCAAUUGAGUUUAAGAUAUAAAGAUUCAGGAUUUUCUUUCGUACACUUUGCCUGGUAUACUGAAACUGCUAUAAUCUUUCGUCUAUUUCAACUUCCACAUAAAAUAAAUUCUUCUAUUCUCUUAUCAGAUGAGUGGUAUAGCGCUGGUGAUGAACAAUAUUAUAUUGUGGGAGUCGAUUCCUCGAUAUUUUAUGAGAAUGCGACCGGAACAAGUGGAUUUGUAAAAUCGGAUCCAAUCUUCGAAGGGAGAUUAUCUAAUUUUUUUGGUACUAUGGCACAAAGAUUUUUUCCUCGAGACUUUUUGGGCAAACGACUUCGAUUAACAAGCUUCGUGAAAUCCAAUAAUGUCACAGGUUGGGCUGGUAUGUGGAUGCGAAUUGAUACAAAUAUAACUCAAACUCUCGAUAAUAUGUAUUAUCGACCUAUCACUGGCACUGUUGAUUGGAAGAAAUAUGAAAGUAUUUUAGAUGUUCCCAAUAAUACGGUCAGUCUUCUCUUUGGGGUUUUAUUAUCUGGUGAUGGGGAAGUUUGGUUCAAUCAAUUCGAAUUUAAUACAGUCGACGAAAGUCAAGUUCUAACUACUAACUAUAGUGUUUAUCCUAUAAAUGGAACAACAUAUUCUGGACAAACUCGAUCAUCCAAUUAA
This is a messenger RNA of Diversispora eburnea, 1179 nucleotides long. The record is from the annotation of a GenBank genome assembly. Lineage: Eukaryota; Fungi; Glomeromycota; Glomeromycetes; Diversisporales; Diversisporaceae.